AUGUCUUUGUUUACCUUCAAUAAGCUUAAUAAACCGAUAGGGGAGUUUCGUUUCACCAUUCAGCUGGCGAUCUUCGCUACGAUGGGUUCCAUAGAGAAGCGCUACGUCACCACCAUCAGCGGAAGGCUGGACAGGAGGAAGAGCUCGCUGAGCACCAACGGGAAGCGCAUCAGGAAGUAUUGCAGGGAGUAUUGCGAGUACACCGGCAUACACGGCAUGCGAUACUUCGGCGAGAAGAGGAGCGCUUUCGAAAAGAUUUGCUGGGUGGCCGUCUUCGUGACCAGCCUGCUGGUGUGCCUAGCGGUGAUUUACCAAACGUACAGGAAGUGGCAACACCAGCCGCUGAUGGUGAAUUUCUCGUCGAACGAGAGGAACAUCAACGAGAUCCCGUUUCCUGCGGUGACCAUUUGCCAGGAGACGCGGGUGUCCAGGAGCUUCUUCAACUACUCGAGAGCGCUGAGGAAUUACGUUUUCGAAGGGAAAGCGGACGCUGACGAUUUGAAGAAACUGCGGUAUAUGUCGCUGCUAUGCGCAGCAGGGAAGAUCUUCAAGCAUAAAAUACCCAACGUGACGACCAUAGAUGAAGAUUUCUACAAGUUUCUAGCAGAUGGAGCCACUCAAUUCCUGGAGUCUUGCACCUGGAUGGGCGAGAAGAUGAGUUGCAGGGAGAUUUUCCGGCCGAUCGUCACCGACGAAGGGCUGUGCUACACCUUCAAUAUGCUGGAAAACGAUGACAUCUUCAGCAACGUCUCGUUCGUUCCGAACUUCAACCAUCCCACCGCUUCUGACGGUUUGUACAGCAACACGAAAUUAUGGUCGGUCGAUAACGGUUACUCGGACGAUGCCCCGGUGCACACGUACCCGAGAAGAGCCCUGCUGUCCGGCUACACCAACGCCCUGGUGGUGAAUUUGAAGAUCAACAUUUCGGAUAUCGAUUACGCUUGCACCAGCUUCCAGGGAUACCAAGUGGUUUUGCACCAAGCUAUUCGGUAUCCCAUAGUGCAGAUCCACCACUUCAGGGUGCCCAUUCGGAAGGCGGUGAUAGUGGCGAUUUCGCCGACGCAAAUGGAGAAUUCCGAGGAGGUGAACGAUUACAGUUUGGACAAACGGGAUUGCUUCUUGCAGGGCGAGAAAAUGCUGAAGUUCUUCAAGAAUUACACGCAGAACAACUGCGAAUUGGAGUGCGUGGCCAACUUGACGUUGUCCAAAUGCGGUUGCGUGGCCUUUUACAUGCCGAGAGAAAAUUCCACGAAGAUAUGCGGUAAUCAAAGAAUGGAUUGCAUCACUACAGUUAAAAAUAAAAUGAACACGAGGAAACUGGAAUUAUCGUUGGACGAGGAUCGGUGCAACAGACGGAGAAAUCCGCACAACGAAUGUAAUUGCUUGCCGAUGUGCGCGCAAAUCAAUUACGACACGGAAAUUACCGAAAUCGAGUACGACAGGCGCAAGGAAUACGAAUCAUUGGAGAUGUGCAAUUCCACCGAGCAAGACCAUCACGCCUGGUCUCAGCUGGUGAUCUACUUCAAGAGCAGCUAUUUUAUACCGCACGUGAGGAGCGAAUUGUACGGACAUUUGGACUUUUUGGCUAACGUCGGGGGCCUCUUGGGCCUCUUCAUCGGCUUCUCUUUGCUGUCCCUAUUCGAAAUCAUCUAUUUCGCUUCGGUCCGGAUUAUAUGCAACACUAAGAUGUACAAAAAAUGGUACGGGGAACACAACAAUUAG
Molecule: messenger RNA, 1722 nt
Organism: Phyllotreta striolata
Lineage: Eukaryota; Metazoa; Arthropoda; Insecta; Coleoptera; Chrysomelidae
Source: the annotation of a GenBank genome assembly